This is a messenger RNA of Xenopus tropicalis (tropical clawed frog), 8812 nucleotides long. RefSeq names its product HMG-box containing 3 (gene hmgxb3). The record is from RefSeq and is a predicted model, not a curated record. The transcript is spliced from 21 exons. Gene Ontology annotation, cellular component: nucleus. The coding region runs from base 262 to 4176 and encodes 1304 amino acids. Gene Ontology annotation, molecular function: DNA binding. NCBI's taxonomy places the organism in Eukaryota, Metazoa, Chordata, Amphibia, Anura, Pipidae.
UUCAAUGCGUGUCGCCGUGACGUCACCAUCUCGCGAGAUGAGACUUGGGAUGCCUGGAUUAGCUGUCCGGCAGGAGUCAAGGAGUUGGACCUGAACGGCGUUGCGGGAUGUUUAAACAGCGACCCGGGACUGCGGGCUGUGUUAAGGAAACCGGAAGUGUCCCGCGAAAAGCAGGCCUGCUGGGCGGUAUGGUGUUGCUCCCUGCUGUUGUCACAGAUAUGAUAAGAUGAAUGAUGGGCAGUCCUCCCAGUGGAGUGAAGGAUGGAAGCGCCUUUCGAUGGGACAGAGGUUACUGUAGUCUCGGAAGAGAUGGAAGGAAGCUAUCUGUCUGCCAAACCCCCAUUAAAGAAAAAGAAAUACAAGAACUGUGCUGAGCAAUGUGACACAGCUAAGAAACCCAGGUCUGCCUACCUUCUGUAUUACUAUGAUAUCUACCUGAAGGUCCAGCAGGAGAUUCCCCACCUUCCUCAGUCUGAGAUUAACAAAAAGAUAAGUGAGAGUUGGAAGCUCCUGAGUGUGGCUGAGAAAAGUCAUUACCUAGAACGUGCAAAGCUAGAGAAAGAAGGUUUGGAUUCAAAUAUUAAAUCCAGCCCCUCUACCCUGCUUUCUGAUAUCCCUGGCUUCCGAAAAAUUCUUCCUCGUACAGAUUACAUCCUGAUCCCCAAGAGGUGCAAUGAAGAUGACAGAAAUGUUGAGCUGUGCGUCACACAGCCUCAGGCCUCUACGAUUAUAUCUCCUCUCCCCGCUGUAUCACAGAAUGGAGUACAUAACCCAAUCCCUGUAGACUCUGGGAAAAUUUGCCAUUCAGAACAGUGUAUUGACAUUGGAAGUCUAGUUGAAGAGGGAACGAGUUUCAGCUCAGUAGAUGUUGUACAGGAAGUUCAUCCUGGUGCUGUUUUCACCAACUAUUCAGCUCCAAUGGCAGAUAAAAUGAGUGGAGAUAUUAUUCUUGAUGAUGUUACACUAGAGAUAGGGAAUAGCAGUCCUUACCAGACGACGGACAUGGUCAUUGAAGAGAAUGGAGGAAUAGCUCUGACGAGGCCAGAAGUACCAGCAGGAUUAUCAGUAAUGACAGUCAUGGCAAUACAGGAUUCUGAGGAAAACUGCCCACCAGCCCCAGCCACACAGUUUAUUAUGGUGCCUGUACCCAGUCAUUCUACCUUGGAAAAGCCAAAGUCUGUUAAACUGUCUACAACCUACACCAGAAGGGGACGUGGGUGCUGUACCAAUCCUGGCUGCUCCUUUACAUAUGUUACGCGGCAUAAGCCUUUGACGUGCCCUCUGUGUAAUCGUGUCCUUGGAGGAAAGUGGGUUCCAAAGACGCAGCAAGUAAAAGAGCAAUUCAUCUCCACCCCGUCAGUAUCAGCCCAGGUUUCAGACAGUAUGGAAGCUAAAGAGCUAUGUGAUGGGACAAAAAAUGGAUCCGAGUCAAGCAAAGAGAAUAAGGAGGCUGUCAGUCAGCUCCUUCAUUCCUCCCCUCCAACACAGGUAGAGGAAUGGGAGGAAGUCAUAGUUUCAGACAUUCACAUUCUGCCUGAUAAUGCAGAGGGUAGCUCAGAGGGUGUAGAAGCUCCCAAGCGGCUGGGCUCAACGCUGGAAGAGAAAAGGGAAAAUAUAGGCCACAGGACUGAAGCACAGCCUGUAGCUGAGAAUAUGAAAGUUACAUGUCAAGUGCCCUGUUCCAAUGCGAAGAUGGAAGAGGAAUGCUCGGUCAAAGAUGCACCGGCCCGGGGUAUCAGGGCAAGCUUGCCAUCUUCCUCUUCACCCCAAAAGUUAAAAGAAACAAAGUGUGCCCCAAAAUCCCGACAAGCCCCAUCCAUUUCCAGGCCUAUCAGAGCCAUAUUGCCUGCUCCUGCCAAAACUGUCCAAACACUAAGUGGAGAAUGUGCUGCCGGUACACUGACCAUCUUGACCACGGAGAUACCAAACUCCAUCAAAGCUGUUGGUCUGAAGCCUAGUACACUGAAGCAACUUGGCCAGUCCGUUGUACCCCAAGCAGUUUCACAGGAAAUAACGGUGAGGAGUGACACUCAUGUACCCCAUCCUCAACCACAGCUGAAAGUGAUGGCCGAACCUCUGCCAACUUACAAAUACAGUUGCCCUGUGCCUUUAGACUUGGGGCUAGCUACACUAAGAGGCAAGGGGAAAUGCAAGAACCUCUUCUGCAACUACAUGUAUACCAACAGGCACAAGCCCAAAACCUGCCCUAAAUGUGGGUCUAACUUGAAAGACAAAUAUGAGAGGCCCCCCAAGCUAGAUGAAUCUCCAGUCCACACCCCCAGUGUCCUCAAUGUAAAUAAGCCACUUAGCCAAGCUCAGAAAGAAACCCAGCAUCAGUCGACUCUCCAACUGUUACGCAAGACUGUUCAGAUCCCAGAAAAUGAGUGUGAGCUUUCGGAAGCAUUCGCCAUCAUCCAAGAACUGAAUAGCUCCUGCCUGGUUCUCUCCAAUGUCAGUGAUGGCACAGUGACCAUUGAACAGACCUCCUGGGCCAGGUUCUAUGAAUUCUCUGCAGACCAGUGCCUGCUGUGUGGAUCCCCCUUAUUUAAGGGUGAAAAAGACUCCCUAGCCGGGCCCCAGGAUUGUUGGCUUCUUACAGUCUGUAGGCUACAGAUGGUAACGGCUCAAGCCAAAGUAUGUCUAAAUCCUGAGUGUCUGGCCAUUCAUGGCUUUAACGACAUCUUUACCGGCCUCUUCAAUGUGGGAAAUAAACUCCUUGUUAGUUUGGACAUUCUUUUUUCCAUCCGGAACCAAAUCAAGCUUGGAGAGGAUCCCCGAGUGUUCAUCACUAACCUCCUUACAUCCGUUAAGGAACAGGCAGCAAUUCCUGAGAAGAUGCUGACUCCAGAGAUGAUGUCUUCUGUGCACGAUCUGCUCUGCUGUGGCUACUGGGCGUUUGAGUGCCUCACGGUCCGGGAUUUUAAUGAUAUGAUAUGUGGAAUAUGUGGGGUGGCACCGAAGGUGGAGAUAGCGCAAAGAAAUGCAGAGAAUACCCUCACCCUGUCAAACAUUGAGUUUACAUGGCCAGAAUUCCUGACUUCCAACGAGGUGAACAUGGACGAUUUCUGGUCUACCUUGGAGAAUGAAGUGUUAGAACAGGCCACCUUUCCCUCCAGCAUCCCCAUCAGCAAGUUUGAUGCUUCCAUCAUUGCUCCUUUUUUCCCUCCACUCAUGCGUGGCCCUGUGGUUUUUAACAGUGAGAGCUACAAGAACCUCGAAGUGCAAAAAGUACCAGGGAAUGGAAGUUCUCUAGUGAGGCUGCUCCAGGAAGGGUCUCUCAAACUGGAUCAGCUCAACCAGCACAGCCCAGCAGAACUCCAGAAAAUGCUGACACUUUGUGGAAUCCCAUGGGAUCCAAGUGACACCAAGGAUAACAUGUGCUACUCCCUCCUGGCUCUGUCUGAGUUUGUACAGAAUGGAACACAGAUUAAGCAACCUCAGUCCCAUCUCACGGGGGGUAAACUGUACAAAGUGUGCCCCCACCAGGUGGCGUGUGGCUCUAAGUACAUUGUUCGUGGGGAGAGCCCUCGGGAUCAUGUGGACCUUCUGGCAUCUUCACGCCAUUGGCCCCCUGUGUAUGUCGUAGAUAUGGCAACUCAGGUGGCUCUCUGUGCCGAUCUUUGUUAUCCUAAUCUGACCCAGCAGAUGUGGGGAAAGAACCAGGGAUGUUUUUCUGAUCCCUUGCAGACGCCCAAGUAUGUGUCCUGCCCAGAGCUGCUGGAUCGGCAUUACAGUGUGGAUAUGACGGGGAGUGAGACAUCGAUUCAGCACCCAGUUACCAAAUUGGCUUCUAGAAGGAUAGUCCAUGCUGUGGCUGAGCAGAAAGGAUCCUGUGAUCCAACAUCUCGGCACCAUUCCCUCCAUUUGUGCUGCGAACUAGAACCUUACAGUGCUAUCAUCACUGCCAUCAGAGACAGCAAGACCAGUAACAUCAGGCACAACCAAAUCAACUUUGAAAACGCAACACACUAUUACCUCUAUAACAGACUCGUGGACUUCCUAACCAGCCGCGAGAUUGUCAACCGGCAGAUCAAUGAUAUCGUACAGAGCUGCCAGCCGGGAGAGGUGGUGAUUAGAGACAACCUUUAUCGGCUCGGAGUCGCACAGAUCAAAACAGAAAUGGUGGACAAUGACUUCGAAGAGGAGGUUGUGCAAGAACAGCCAAAAUGUCUAUGAUCAGGAUUUUCCUGGAAAAACUGGUGUGCAUGGAUUGCUAACAUCACAGUCUCAAUGGAUACACACAAUAGCAACCUUUGGCUCUCACUUUACCGAAAGAACUUUAUUUUAAUUAUUAAAUAAUAGCUUUAUCCAAUUUCUUACCACUGACGAACCAGGCCCACGCAUACUACUGAACUUGGAUUUUAAUGCUCUUUAUCAUACACAGUGUGAGACAUUAAGCUUGGAAACCAGGAUAUUGCAUCUUGCGCCAAUGCCCAGUAAAUUCCAAUUGGUCUCUAGUAUGGGAGCCUCACUGCUGCCCUUAAAGGCUUGUCUUGUGGUUGAGCGUGUAUGUGUCAUCACUGAGGUUCCACCUUCCAUUUAUUUUUACUUAGGAGAAAAUCAUUUUCGUUGUCUUAAUUUGUAUUUAUGCAUGAGUGGGAGCUGCCAUCAGCAAAAGCAUUCAUAGACUUCCAACUGCUUCCUCUCAUGUUAUAAAUCCAAAUAAGCACAUUUAUGAGUGUUCUUUGCAUGCACAGUGCAGGCCCCUCAGACAUAAGUAUACACAGAGGAUAAACCUUACUUAUAAAUACAGUGUAUUUUCUACUUGGUGAUACAAAUGCCUUUUCAUCCCAAAUUUCAUAGGUCUCUUCAGUUUAGGAUUCCAUUUUUCAUCCCUAACUGCCAGUUGAACCAGCUCACUCUCUAUUCAUAUUGGAUAUACACUUAUAUUUUGGAUUGUCAGAUCGUUUUGGCACAUACAAAGAUGAUUUUUUAAAGGGGAGCGAUCAUCAGCACCCCCCCACCCCCAUCAAACCAGACUGUUCAGAUUACCUCCCAACUCCUCCCCCCCCGGCACUACGUUCAUUAACGCUGAGUCCUACCUGUACCAGUUCCCCCCGGUCUGCAGUCCGUCCUCCCUCUCAGCUCCCCUGUGCCGCUCCCUGCUGAGUCCUCUCUCUCCACUGCCAGGUGGGAGGACACAGCAGGGGGCCGGAUCCGGCCCGUGGGCCGUAGUUUGGGGACCACUGAUCUAGAGAAUGCUGUUAGGAUAGGGGUGCAUUGGUUUUAGCUGAACUGAACCCCAGGUCUAAUGGCCCAUCUGCCUCCAUGUUGGUUGAUGAUCCCAUACACAGACCUGUCCACCAGAUUUUCUUUUUUAAACAUUCAACCCCAGGGUGUUCUCCAUGGAUAUUUACCAUUCAGAACAGUCCCCGUGAGGCGGACACAUGGACCAGUUGUCUUCCAUCUCAUUAGAAAACAGGCAAAUUUACCAUCCUGGUUAAAAAAUCUUUCUCUAGCUUUGUUUACAAUAACCAAAGAACCUUAACUGAUAUUCUUUGACCUUUUCACUGUUUUAAGAGUUUGCAAAGCAUUUCAAACAGCCAAAGGUAUGUCGUGAAUGAUAACCCAAGCCCGGGAUCAAGAACCUCCAGAAUCUCCUGAUGUUGUGCAAUGCUAGGUGCUGUAGUUAAAGGGCACUUCACCAUUCAGGUUACUUUUAAUAUAAUAUGUAAUAUGUGCCCCAUUCCUUGCUACUUUGCUACUGGUCUUCAUUAUUUAUAUUUUAGGAUUUUUUUUUAGUUAUUUUGCCUUCCUUUUCUGCCCUUUUUUUAGUUUUGACAAAAGGGUCAUUGAAAAAACAAACUAUUGCUCUAUGCGGCUACAAUCUUAUUGUUACAUUUUAUUCCUUAUCUUCUGUUCACUCCUUUGCCUAUUCAUAUUUCAGUCUCUCAUUUAAACCACAGCCUGGAUGCUAGGAUAAAUGAGACCCUAGCAACCAGAUAGCUGCUGAAAUACCAAACUGGAGAGGAUCUACUAAAAGCUAAAUUACAGAAAAACUUUAUAAAAAAAAAAAUGAAGACCAGUUGCAAAUUGUCUCAGGAUAUCAAUAUCUAAUCUACAUCACGCUAAAAGUUAAGGUGAAUCACCAAUUAAGUUAUUUUAUCACAGGAUGCGAGUCUCUAGCUUAUGCUUAAAUAACCUCUCCGUCAGAAUUCUGUGGGCCUCUGGCUGUGGAAUGCUGGGUGUUUUAGUUCAGUUGUUGUUGGUGAAGGAGCUUAGGGUACUGGUCCAGCUUUUGAGCCUUUGGGUUUACUGUUGUCAGUGAACAACCUUUAAAGCAUAGAUCCAUAGGAAAUAGAAUGGAGGGUACAGUGGUACUUUCUUGUCCACCCCAACAUUCUAUGUUGCCUGACAUGUAAGGGUUAUGGCAGACAUAUUCCAAGCCAUUUAGGGUAAGAACCCAUGGAUCAGUUCAGUCACCUGUGAUAGAUCUCUGCUACCGCAGGCGGUUACUGCUUCGAAAUGGCUUUCCACUGGCAACUUCGGAAAGCGAAGCUAUGUAAAGGGAUUUCCACCUACGACCCCUAUUGUUGCCAGUGGAAAGCUAUUUCGGACGAGUAGUCGCCUGUGGUAGCAGAGAUCUAUGGCGGGAGAAUUCCUGUUCCUUUUUGCAGCACAACAUUCCAGCCUUGUGCUGUAUCUGUAUGAGAGCCGCCAUUCAGAGAACUAGGCUGUUUCUCCUCUGCAGUCAGUAGGGGAAUGUGUAGUUGUGACCAGAGAUACUUGUGGCUCUGUAUAUAGUUCAAUGAAUAGCACAGAUAAACUUUAGAUAGGGUUUACUAUAUAAACAUUAUUUAUGGUCACAGCGUCACCAUCAUGUAUGGUAUCAGCAUUACUAUAUAAAUUAGUAGCAUUAGGUUUGGGUAUGUGUCCCUGUUGAAGAACUUAUCUGGCCUAUUUGCCCUAUUGGAAAAAAUGUGCCUCUCUGCCUGUCAAUGCUUCUAAUACUAUUGAAUAAAAAAUGACUAAAGGUGGCCAUACGCAGGCCAGAAAGCACCUGAAUGGGGCACUCCCACAGGCCUACCUGACUGAUAUCUACCCGAAAAUUGUCUAGAUGUUAAUCAGGCGGGUUUGAAAAAUUCCAUUGGGGUGAGGAGCACAUUGCUUGUUGAUGUGGUCCUUGCCCCAAAGGCCUGCAUCCUUUAAAGUGCGUGCGCCUAAUGAUCAGCUCUAUCCGAUGUUGCCCACCUCAAGGUGGGCAUGUUGGUGGGCGAUCCACUCGUUUGAUAACCUUGCUAAACGAGCAGAUCUUUUAGAGUAUGCCAGCUUCUACACAGGCCUGCUAAUCUCUGAACUCACAAGGUAUUAUGGGAACUGGAGUCUUGGCUAGCGGAGAGCUGGAUACUGCUACUUGUUGCAGAAAUAGACAGAUGUACUACUUCCAAUAGCAGUUAUAAUUAUAAAUAACAAAAACCACUGAAAAUGCUUAAUGUUCAUUUAAAGGUGCAUAGGAUUUCCAUUUACCUGUACAAUGAAAAGCAUCUAAUUUUUUUCUCUUUAUUAGGGUGGAGUUUCCUUUUAAGGGCUGUAGUGUACAGCAAGAUGACUGCAUAUGGAGAACGGGCUGGUGCCUUUAUAAACGUACUGAUAACUCAUUUAUACUAUAUAGCAGCUAAUACUAUGAGGAUCAUGUGGCCUUAAUGUGAAGUUCCAGUGUGUAAGCUUGAUGCCAUAUGUGAAUGCCCUGUGGGUAAUUGCAGCAGCAUGGCACUACAUUUGGCAAUGAAUAUAUCACAUGCUUUGAUUGGUUAACUGCAGUAAAACAAAUAUGUACCCCUGCUUUGCCCCUCCCACGAUGGUCCAUAACUUUUCAAGAUUGCUGCAGAUUUGCUGUGUAUGCUGUGAUUUUGAUUAUUCAUAAAAUUAGCUGCACAAGGGGAAAUAAACACUAAUUCUGGCUAGAUAAAAAUCAGUGCCACCAAAUCACUCAUGUCUUAAUCCUAAAUUCACUAAGGGCUCUACACAAACAUUGUACCCUGCCCCAGCCAGCUCCUUGCCCGGCCCAGGGCCGUAUUUAAAGAACAGGCAAAGUCUGACAGCUGUCCCGGGAUCUUUCUAACAAAGCAUCGCCAUUAUAUAUUCAAUUCCUAUAGGCCUUGGCUUGCACAUACCCAAUAUAAUAAGAUAGAAAAAUAUUUUAUAUUGAGCAAUCCUAAGGCUACACAAGGGAUCCCUGUGAAUACAAGUAAGAUGGCGGUGCAGGGCUUUCCCAGGUUCUUUUUCCAAAAUAGAGCACUACCCUAGUGAAAAAAACUUUCAUGUAAUUGACUGGGGGGUUGCCUAACAUUUUGGCCUUUCCUUGUCCUUUAAUGACAUUGGAUCAGGUUGAACAUGUGUCCUUUGCCAGAGCCAUCUCUUGCUUCACCCUGUCAGAUACAGAAACUUCAGAGUGGGGGAGACCAACACUUGGUAUAACCCUUGCAUGGCCCUAACAGAGUCCCAACAUUUUCAGAGAUCUGGAAUUGGCCUUGGUGGCUUUCAUUAUUUAUUAUAAACAAAUUAGGAAUGUAUCUGAUAGGAAGACAUGCACUCCUACACCCGUUUGGUAUUCUCCUCCCAUCUCAUUAGAUAACUGCAGGCUGCAAUCCAAUGCAUUCACUUUAUGGCUGGCUAAGUGCUAGCUGUAAGACAAGACCUAACCUUCUGUGAAGGAAAAUGUAACAUAUUUUAAAUUUUGCUUUGUUGUUUUCGGUGAAAAAAAAGUCAAAUGUUAUAAAUUGCACUGAAUAUUUCUUUUUACGUUAUCCCCAAUUUUGGGGGUUCUAGGCUUAUUAAAGUUUGCUGUGGGGUAAUAAAUAUAAUGUCAAAA